AUGGCCAACUUGAAUGAUCUAAAUAAUGCCCUCAAGGUUUUCUCGCAUUCUCUGAAGUACACUUUGGGGGUGAACUCUUUGAUGUCCUCGAGCUCCGUCAAAUACUUUAACACGCAAACGAAUGGACAGUUGGAAUUGAUUGAAAUUUUUGCAUCUGAUCAGGGGUACACGUCAUAUGAUGGCUUUGCCAAAGUGUCCACCUCCAAUGUCAGCAUCACGAUUGUUGCCGUGAACAACGCUCCGUAUUUUUUGCUAUUGCAACCUGAGUUGUCUAUGCAAGAAGGCCAGCAGGGAAAUGCGUCAGCAGUAUCAGUGCAUGAUGUGGACGUUAAUGAAAAAAUAACCUCAAAUCUUGCUUUGAGGAAUUGGAUGAGCAACUCUUCUAGUUCUGUAUACAUCAACCAAUCUCAAAUUGGAUUACACUCGAAAUUUGUGGCUGGAAAGCACAAAUACUACAAGGUCUGCGAAUAUUCAAAUUUAGGAGAAGCAGCCUGCCCCACAGGAAAAGAACAAGGUUGCGUUUGCCAAGAAACUGUGGAAUCGAGUGUUGUCCUGUAUGUGAAUAGAAGUCUUCAAAGUCAGGGGUUUGUAGAUGCUCUUCCCAAGGCCAUCAACUCCCUCGAUAGCUCCGAGAUUUCAUUGUUUGGCCCAUUGUCCGAUGUGAACCUGGCAUUAAACUCCAUAGAAUACAUUGCCAACCCUUAUUUCAGCAGGCUUUAUCGCCCACCAGUAUCGCAAAGGGAUCCAGCCACUUUCGUACUUGGAGCUGAUACGUUGGACGUGCUCAGCAUCACAGCAAACGAUCUAGGAAAUUCAGGAGGCGGAGUGUAUGACCCGAGGACAGCGAGUAUCAGCGUGCCGAUCAGAGUCCAUGCCGUCAAUCAUCCGCCAAAGGCCAACGGGCCGACUGUCGUUGAAGCCAUGGAGGACAUCCCUCAGAACUUCGUUGCCAGUGUCACCGGGUCGCAGUCUGGCAGUCAAUUUGUAUCUCCAGGUUUUUAUAUCACAGAUCCUGAUUCUCAAGACUACUUGUACGAUCAAAUGAAAUUGUACCUCAACGAGACAUACCUGCAGGGUGAAGGGAAGAAUGAGAUUGAGUAUUUGGUCUGGAAUCAGGAACGAAGAGGUUUGUACAACAUCUUCUACGAUUCUCAAGGCAACGUUGUCAGUUCUGGUCCAGUGUUUGGAAAUGGAUGUCAGUUCCAGCCUCAAUGUUCUGAUGGCACGAAACUUGUCUCGCAAGACACUAAAUACGGCUUCAUUCCUAAUCAAGCAUAUGGUCCCAUAUAUCCUCAAAGAGCAACCAUGCCCAUGUCUUGCGGGUUGUGCUUGGAUAUCACCGGAAACAAAUUCAUUUCCAUCAAAGGAACAUUGGUGGCUCUGAACAAAGCUCUUUCGUUGGUGACAUACCUGCCUGAUCCCAAUUUCAACACAGAAUUUGGUUCAAGCGAGACAAUCAAAUUCUCGGUCAACGAUAAUGGUGCGAGAGGUGACUACCCACCUGGCUCAAAGUUUGCGAAUAUCAACCCACUGGAAGACGCUCACCAAGUUGAUGUUGUCGUCAAAGCUGUUGAUGAUCGACCCUUGAUUGGGCGGAGAGUCAUGUCAAACUUGACUGUCAAGCACUUUGACGGAGGUAAAAGUCCAGAUACGAUCGUGCAAGACUAUGCAAUCUUGCCGAUUAACAACAGCAUCAAUGCUCUCUGCUUUUCAUUAAGUCCAACAUCAACUGAGUAUUGGACUCAUUGCCGACCUGGCUUGCGGGAGUACAUAGAUAUCGACGAGGACACCAGGUUUUACAUCACUCCAGACUUCUUAUGGAUCUAUGAUGUAGACUCUCAAGAAGCGCUGGAAGUUCAAGGAUCUCGAAGUUUCUGCUGUCCACAAUCGAGUUCUUCAGUAUGUUAUUGUGGUCGUCCUUGCCUUUGUAGUACUGGAACAUGUGCUUGUCGAGUCCCGGAAGUUUGUUCAGGAGGCGCAGGCCAGCUGCUGGUCUCCUUCUUUGUUGUGAAUGGCAUGCUCUCUUUUUAUCCCCCCCCUGGAAGAUCGCUUUUUCCUACAUCCCAACUAACGUUUGUGACCAACGCGUCCUACAUCCCAAUAACAGCAGGUGGGUUUGUCAAGCCAUGUGACAAUCAAUUAAGUUGUAUGAGGAAUGUCUCGGAAAUGCAUAUAUUGGCAACUCGCGCAACGCUUCAAACAGCUCUUGAACAGCUAUACUUCUCAUAUCAAGGGAAACCAAAUUUCUACGGCUAUGACAAUCUCGAUAUCAUCGUGAAUGACCAAGGAUACACAGAUGGAUGUUACAACUCAAGUCUGGUUGCGAAGGCAACGAUGGGAAUCAGGGUGGUUGGAGUGAACGAUAAUCCUGUCAUUCAAUCGCCCACCUCAGUGCAGGCAUAUCAGAAAGGCUCAAGAUGCUUUUUCGAUUUUCAGCGUUAUGAUGUCAGCGCCGUGCAAGGUUUGAGUCCGCAGUGUGUUGCAAAUCCAAACGGGUCAGCUGUGCCCAUCAAUCAUGUGAACCCAAUACAGUUCAGUGACGUGGAUGUGAAUGAUGUUCCGUAUGGAAAUAUGACUCUGAUACUGCAAGUCGGCAAUGAUCCGAAGAAACAUGCAUCUGCUGGAUCCUUCCUUUUAAGGCAGACUCAAAUCUUCACCACCAUAUGGUAUACAGAAUUCAGAGGUUCCGAUCAGUUGCUUCAGCUACAAGUCGACGGAACUUUGAGUGAACUCAAUUUCCUUAUGCAAGGACUGUUCUAUGAUGCAGAUCCGAGGUAUCAAGGCUAUGUUCCGUUCAUUGUCAAGAUCUUUGACAACUACAACUAUGGUUCUUGCAGUGGUGAGCACGUCUGUGGAGCUGCAUAUCCUGCAUGUCUCGAUCCUUUGAAAGCGACUGCUCACAAACCUCCUCUGAUGGGGACAUCGACUGCCACCAUCAACACAGUCGUCGGGCCCGCGAUAAGAUGUUACCAUACCCCUCAGACAGACGCGAACCCUUGCUCCAAGUGUAACGCUGAGAGCGGAUGUGGAUGGUGUCCGGGUUCUUGCUCAAAGCAAGGAGGCAAGUGCAUGAUAGGAACCAGUUCGGGGCCAACCUAUGAGAUCUGCCCGCAAUCUCCUACUGGCCUUGGAUGGAGACAAUGCUCCAAGAGCUCGAAUCAGCAGCUGAUCAUCUUGAGUGCUUUGGCCGCUAUCAUCUUCCUCAUCGUAAUUGCUUUCUUCUAUUUCUCCAGAUGGGCUGCAAAGCGACAUGGCAACGUUUUGACAUUCUUUGUGCGAAAGCAAUCUGAACUCACGCUGUACCUCAAACGUCUGAAUUUUCUCCCAUCGGACGAAGCGAACUACUCUCAAUUCGUGGUGCUCCUGCUGUUCUUUGCUAUCGCUCUUGUCAUCAUCCUGCUUACUGGAACCAGUCAUUCACAAUGCCAAUUUGAUAGAUAUUUCCUGCUGGAUCAAGCGCAGGAAGUCCAGAUCACAGUGGACAACUGCUACAUAAGAUUCUUGCCCAGCCGAACGCAAUCUGGUCUCAUAAGGAACAUUUCAAGUCCCCAGCUGCAAAUUGCUUACAGUACAAGCCCACAGAUUGUGUUGACUGCAGAGACUUGUGGUGCAAGUGCACAAAUUACGCUAUCAAACAAGAGGCCUACAACCGUGAAAUAUGACAGCUUCUAUUGCAACAUACAGAUUAUUGUGCCAGACCUCGUUGUCCUUCCGAGCAUCACAGUCAACGCAGUAGGAGAGCGAACGACGACGGUUCGAUCCUCUUCGACGGAUGCUGACAGCAUGAACUUUGGCCUCGAGUUUGGACCGAACAACUUCAUAUUGAAGGGAACUGUCCUUCAGGCUAGACUGAGCAACGUGAGUGCGACAAACUUUGAGUACAAUGCGAACAAGGGAGAGUUGAUAGCCAUGGACGUGUCUGCAAGAGGAGCUGGCACUUUUAAGAGCGUGGAAGCCGAUCUCAUCGUGACAACUCCUUUCCGAACUUCCGUCCGAUUCUGGCAGAUAAGUUCAAAUUUAGUCUGUUUGACCGCAGCGAAGGGGUCACUAUAUGUCAACAACUCUUGCGAAGAGAUUUGUAAGGAUAUAGACCUCCAAAACACGACAAACAGCACGACAGGAGCACGGAGACGAUUGUUGAGAGACGAUCGUUGGGAGCCUUCCCAAUCUGCCAGCAUCAGAAGCAGGAUCUCUUCCUUCAGCAAGAGAGGAAUCAACAAUCACUCGAGCUCACAACUGAGAGCAAAUGGACUGAAUGUCACAGACUUCUUCGGACUUCCGGUAGUCAAUCCUGUUGCUGGAUUGAAUGGGACCAAGUACAUGUGCACCGGAAACCCUGACGUUGACAAAGAAUGGCUGUGCGCUCCCUACGAUGCUACUGCCAUAGCGUUGGAUCAGCCGUGCCCUCCCGAAUCAGCGUACGCAAAACGGAGUGAUGUGCCGAGGAUACCAGGGUGUACUAACCUUGAGGCUUGCACUGUUUCGCAGAGCCCUCAGUGCGUCUGUAAACCUCAUUGUGACAUGGCGGGCCUCAGACCCGCAGGCACGUGCAACGCUCUGGGGCAGUGCUGCCAGCUCAUCUGCUCGGGGUAUUCCCGGGCUGACAUGUUCCCAGAGCCGUUUCAGCCUCGGUGCGGGUCGGCCAUCGAUCCAGUCAAGAUGCCCUGGUGCACGGGGAACCUGGGGCAAUCCUUCACCUUCAUGUCGAGCACGGGCUCAAUCUCAUUCCAGGUUGGCAAGAAUUGUGAUGCCUUCUCCCCUGGACUGUGCGAAGAUGCUCAAGGAAACUUGUCCUCCACGUGGAGCGAAAGCUCCUACGCUGGUGGCAACCCAAGCUCGAUGAUCAACACGAGUGUGGAUAUCAGGCAGACUGAUAAGAACAUUUUAGAUCUGUUGUUCCACCCAGGGGGGCGAGUCAGCCCUUGGAAGACUGGGACGGUGAGCUCUGAAGUUGGGCAAUUCGUAUGGAUCUCAUCGAUCCGUUACUUGAUCUUCAGACCCUGGAUCAUGAACGUGAUCUCUUACGGACUUCUCACUCCUUCCACUUCCCAGUCUCAAUCGAAACUUCUGCCCUCCUUCUGCCCAGCAUUCGUUCCCAACACCUCGCUCGUCUAUGCCACUCGUCUGGAGUCCAUGUACAAGGCCCUGCUGAACGUGAUAGAGAAUUAUCCUCCCAGCCAGGCGCAGCGGUUGAUCCCAGAAGGGAGCAUGAUCGUCUUCGAUCAGACUGACGGGAAAUCCUUGAUCUUCAGCAUUGAUCAGUUCUCUGGGAUGAUUCACGUGAAGAGCUUCAACAUGGAAGAUUACCCCUACGUGCUGAGUAUGUUUGGAUUCGGGAUCGGGCUGCCUGUCUUCUUGUCGCUGGUUUUCACCUGCCUCGUCUUAACGUUUUCAAGGAGGUAUCUGAUGCGUUACAGACGGAGAAAGCUGGUGCAGGAGCAGAUGAACAGAAAUUUAAGUCAGAUUAUCAACGGCUCACACCCGAGCGCGAUUGAGAUCGACGAUCUGCCAGAAGAUAUCGUGGAGGAGAUGAAACAAAGAACCACAUUCUGGUUCAUGUUUGAAGAUUUCGCGGGAGUCGCCGAGAUUCAGAAGAGCAUCAUCUCACAAUGGUUCUGGGCUGCAACAGAGGUGAUCUUCUCAGCAUUGCCAACCAUUUUUGUGUUGAUGAUCUCGUCCGCACUGAAAGAUUCAUAUCGCAAGUACGAGUGUCAAUUCAGAGCAGACUGGUGUAAUUGCAUGCAGGAACAGUUCCAAGUUGUUAAGGCAUCCCUUGCUGUUGAAAUCUUCACGUACACAUAUUUCGUGAUUGCAUGCCUUGAGCUGAGCAUGUUCUACCUUCGAACUUCGUUCAAUGUUUUUAGGAGGCUCAUUCAAAAACUCUUCGUAGUUGUCUUUGUCGUCAUCUGGUUUAUGUCUCUUUCUUGCAUCUCGACGUUGACGGUGUUCGUGCUGCUUGGGAUCUUGUUCAACGUCUCAUUGAUGCUGCCCUACGCAAUCGCAGUCAUCGGAUCUUGCACGGUCGCAUACAGUAUGGUAGCAAGGAAGUACAUCAUGAUGUACAGGGUGAGGCGACUGGUCUGGAAGCAGAUGACCUCGGAGUCUACACACAUCGCCAAGAAGCUGCCGAAGCCAAUUGUUGAGGCAGUGAUUGCCAAGAACGUUGAGCAGUGUCUUGCUUCCCAUGGCCUCUCAUACUUUCACAUUUGCAUCCUAGUGCUCAAGUACAUGGUCACAAUGGCACUGAUCUUCGCUUGUCUCUUUAUUGGUUUCAACGCAUUCACCAGCACAACGGACUUCCAAGCAAGUCUGAUCAACGACCUCAUUCUUGUCGUCGUUGUGUUUGCUUCCUACCUGACAUUUGUCACUGAGAGCGACAGCGUAGAGCUGAGCAGGCAGGUGGAGGUGACCAAGGAUCAGAUCGUGAACUAUCUAAAAAGGGUUGUCAAGAUUUUCUCCGAUCAGGUUGAUCUAGGUGCAAGGAUUUAUUCCAAGAUGAAGAAAGCGAUGGACUCCGAUACUGAAGAAGGAAUAGUUCCUGCUGUUCAGACGCUCCGGAAAUAG
This is a messenger RNA of Guillardia theta CCMP2712, 6564 nucleotides long. RefSeq lists its product as hypothetical. The record is from RefSeq and is a predicted model, not a curated record. The transcript has 14 exons. The coding region runs from base 1 to 6564 and encodes 2187 amino acids. Lineage: Eukaryota; Cryptophyceae; Pyrenomonadales; Geminigeraceae.